CCACAGCACGAGAGGGAAAAUUCUUCGCAAUCAAGCGCGCAGCGUGCGAUCGCCUGUCAACUCUAGCCAACGAUAACGCGCAUCCAGCGUGGCUCCUAUAUAACCCUGAUGCUACCUACCAUGCGUGUUCUCACUCAGUUCUUGGAGUCGGAGAGACCCCAACACCUCGACGAGCGAACCGAGAUCACUCCGCACACCUCGACGAGCGAACCGAGAUCACUCCGCCAUGGCCGACGAGCUGCCCCCCGGGUUCCGCUUCUACCCCACGGAGGAGGAGCUCCUCUGCUUCUACCUCCGGAACAAGCUCGACGGCGUCCGCCAAGGCGACAUCGAGCGCGUCAUCCCCGUCGCCGACGUCUGCGCCCUCGAUCCAUGGCAGCUCCCAGAGGCGCACCGCGGCGCGUUCUCCGGGGCCGCGGAGCCGUGGUUCUACUUCUGCCCGCGGCAGGAGCGCGAGGCCCGGGGCGGCCGGCCGAACCGGACCACGCCGUCGGGGUACUGGAAGGCGGCGGGCACCCCGGGGCUGGUCUACGCCGCCGACGGCCGCUCCAUCGGGACCAAGAAGACCAUGGUGUUCUACCGCGGCCGCGCGCCGGCCGGGGCCAAGACCAAGUGGAAGCUCAACGAGUACAAGGCUCUAGAGGUCGAAGACGAGGACGCCGCCGGCGUUCCGGCGCCGAGCCAUGCCUUCCAGACGAGGGGCGAGUUCACCCUGUGCCGGCUCUACACCGAAUCCGGGUGCCCGCGGCAGUUCGACCGCCGGCCGAGCGCCGCAGCCGCGGCCGGCGGUGGCAGCGAGAACCGGAUAGCUGCGGCUGCGUUGGCUAACGGGGAGGAAAUGGGUCGGAAGAGGAAAAGGGCUGCGCCAAGCGACGGCGACGGCUCGACGCAGCAACUACUUGGACAGAGAGGCACCGAUGAGGGGCUCAACGACGACAUGGCCUACUGGUCAGAGAUCCUGGAAUACGACUGGCUUUGAUAUAUACUUGAAAUUCAUUUCGGUGGGGAGAUCAUGAAAAGGAAAAAAACACUGAAUGGGCUCGUUUCAGUAGUUUUAAUUUGGAGUUUUCUUCAGUUUAGAACGACACUAUGAUUUUUUAAAUUCUUUUGCCUACUGCAAAAUAAAUUCGAAGCAGUAGGUGGCUAAUUUUAGGAUAUACAUAAAUGUAUAUGCAAUUCAUUUGUGUAUUCAGCGACAAAGCUAGAGCAAAUUGUAGGGAGUGUGGUUGCAUAGAGUUGAGUUAUCGAGGGUGCAAAUAUGAUGAAAAUUUGGAUAUAAUUAAGCACUGUUUUUCCAUUUUACAGGGGUGCAUUUGCACCCCCCUAAUCACUA
Messenger RNA from Panicum virgatum (switchgrass), 1333 nucleotides. RefSeq names its product NAC domain-containing protein 90-like. The record is from RefSeq and is a predicted model, not a curated record. Lineage: Eukaryota; Viridiplantae; Streptophyta; Magnoliopsida; Poales; Poaceae. Gene Ontology annotation, molecular function: DNA binding. Bases 227 to 979 code for a protein of 250 amino acids. The transcript is spliced from 3 exons. Gene Ontology annotation, biological process: regulation of DNA-templated transcription.